Molecule: messenger RNA, 1476 nt
Organism: Ostrea edulis (European flat oyster)
Lineage: Eukaryota; Metazoa; Mollusca; Bivalvia; Ostreida; Ostreidae
Exons: 3
Coding region: 1-369 (122 amino acids)
Source: RefSeq, a predicted model, not a curated record
AUGAUCAAGACUAUUCAAAUUGACGCGCGCUACCAAUUCGAAGUAGAGAAAAUUUCAAGAGAGAGCCAGCAUGUCGAGAAGAAGAGUUAUACUCCCAGGGAGAUUUGCCGACGAAAACAGGUGGUAUGUGAUACGAUUCUCGCAGACAAAGAACUCAGCCCCCCUGGUAAAAUCACAUCAAUUAGAGGAGACAGGGGAAACGAGGGAGGAGAAAGUCCAAGCACCUUAGACAGAUGGCGUCAUGUAUCAUAUGGAGAGAUUGAAUUUGAAAGUGCAUUUGCCAUUACAACAUUGGGGAUGGACAACAUAGACAUUCAUGAUUGUGAAAGCCAUAAACACAAAGACUGGAACCAUGUACUGUGCUGUUAAAGAAAAUAGACUAUCUAAGUUGACGUCCAGUGCAUUAUUUCAUUUAAUUCAAAAGUCAACAUUGUGUAAUUUUUUUCAUGGAUGACAUUGAUUAUUUGAUCUGAAUUUGCAAAAAUUGGAUUGAGUGGGAAUAAGUGCUGUGAUUUCAAAUGAAAGCCAUGAUAGACACAUUGCUUUUUCAUCCAGAUGUAAGUAAAAUCAUAAAUGCAUGUUUUCAAUUCAUAUAUUGAAAAUUCAGUUUAUUGGAAAUGACUGUGACUUGUGGGUAAUUAUUAUUAUUUUUUUUUUAUAAUUAAAAAACUUAUAUUAUUGGGAACAGUAUAAAUCUAUGGCCAAUUCUCUAAAUUUGAUGUGUUUUUUAUGCAUAUUAAAUCAAUAUAAAUUGAUUUAUUUGUUAUUGAUGGUGUUGCAUAUAGUCAUAGAUUAUACUUUAACUUGGUCUAGUGUGUAGUUUUUUGGCAGGGUAAAAGACACUUUUCAUGAAAGAAACCUACAAGCUACUGAAAAGUAUUAUCCUUUUAGUCACUAGCUGACUAGCUGUAAUUUUAAAUUAUUCUAAGUAAUACUGGUAGAAAGUGGUGUGGUGUACCAGUUUACUAGACCAUGGUGAUAGUCCUUAUGGUAAUUAAUUUACUGCUUUCAGUGGGUUAAAUUACAAGCAUGCAUGAGAUAUGAAGAAGCACCAGUGAUUACAUUCUUUUAAAAAUAACCAUUGAUAUUUUAUAAAUGAAAUUGUCAUCAACUGAUUUUCUAUCAUAAAUCAUGUAAAUGCAAGUUCAUAAUUAAUGUAUUUAUGGCCAUUUGGGAGUUUUAGGGAGGUAUAUUUGAAAGCUGCCAGAGGUUUGCCACAAACUAUAUUAGGCUAUCUGAAAAUGUUUGCCAAAGGUUCGCCGCAAAGUGUAUAUGGCUAUCAGAAGUUUACCAAAGGUUAACCGCAAAACUUCACCAGAGGUUCACCAUAAACCAUUCCAUAUAUGGCAAUCUCAAGUUUGCGGCAAGUUUACCGCAAACUUCAUUUGCAUGGUAAAAAGUCGCCGUAAGGUUGCUGCAAACAAUCUGACGUAACCUUGCCGCUAAGUUUGCAGCAGAUUCGCCGCAGUACUUCGC